AUGAGUAGACAAGUUCCAAGACUGCAAUUGUUCGGCGGCGACCACCGGUCAAGCGCUUGGUUCGGGCUGGCCAAACUACUGAUGCACGACGAGUACCUACGCGUCGAGGCGAUCCGGCGAAGCAGACGUGGAAGGGCAAAGCGCGCAAGCCAGAGUGUGGCUACGCAGACUUCAGCUGCUGAAGGCAAUGUUCCCAACGUCCCUGCUGGUUCUGAUGCCGAUGCAGGCACAGGAGAUCCUCCUGCUAUCGCUGGCGGUGGUGAUGCUGCUGGUGAUGCUGCUGCUGGAAGUCCCAGCUCCGAAGAAAAUGAAGCAGACGGAGGUUCUGGUGAGGAGGGUCGUGAACAUGGAGUGGAUGACGAGGCUGAAGGGGAUGGUCGUGGUCGUGGCCGUGAGUCUGAUAACCACUCUCUAGGAGUGGAUUCACAUGAGGAUACUGAAGCGAGCGGCAGUCCUGGUGCAUCUAGAGAAUGA
Messenger RNA from Capronia coronata CBS 617.96, 474 nucleotides. RefSeq lists its product as uncharacterized. Lineage: Eukaryota; Fungi; Ascomycota; Eurotiomycetes; Chaetothyriales; Herpotrichiellaceae. Bases 1 to 474 code for a protein of 157 amino acids. The record is from RefSeq and is a predicted model, not a curated record. The transcript has 2 exons.